AUGGUCAACUUAGGAUUUGUCACAGGCUUUGUACGGCCGUACCCAGGUACGAGACGCGAUGGUCAACUUUUUGCUGUGCAACAUACCUCAUUGAUUUUGGCGUGCAAGCCAAGUGACGUUUUGUCACUUGGCUUGUACGCCCGUACCCAGGUACGGGCGUACGAGCCAAGUGACGUUUUGCAACAGGCAGAAGCACGAAAGAUGGCGAAAUCCACGAAGACCGAUGUGGACUUGAAAGCACAUUUGGUGGAAGCCAUGACUGCAUGGACAGCUUCAGAUGAGGGAAGGCUUGGAGAGCCCUUGGGGUCAAAGUGCCCAGUCCGACCAGUGGAUGAACUCAAGGACUUGGUCUCGAAGAAGACACGAGUUCAGACUGGGGGGUCUUGUGCAAUGCUGGCCCUCGGUGAAAGGGCAGUGGGCGUAUGGCAGACUCGCCGGAUCGAGACUGUCUUGAUGAAGUGGGACGGUGUUCCAGGGAACUUGGGCCACAUCAUUCCCACCUUGAAGGUGAAUUCGGAUCUGUGGGCUUCAGACACUGGCACGAUCAAAGACCUGCAGCGGCUCAACGGCGAUUCCGAGUUGGCAGCUGCGCUUCUGAUAGCCUAUUGGUUCAGGAACAACAGUGACAUUUGCCACUGGUUGAAAAGAGAGCUUGCAGACAUCGUGUUGGAAUUCUACAGCUACGGCGUGGGCUCGCAGUUCGACUUAGCAAAGUUCGGUCUGGUCGAAGAGGAAGAACGGGACCGGCAAGUCAUUGGACUCGGGGCGGCCGACAAGUGCCUUGUCCUAGCGAAGAUGGUGGAUGGCGCAAUGACCGAAAUGGCCCUGUCGGAGGACAAGGCGAUCGAGGCCUUGUUGAGCAAAGGGAACUACAUGAACCUCAGCACUUGCCAGCGCUACACCAACAUGGGCAGAAAGCUGAAGGAGCUUCCAGCUGUCAUGGAGGCAUUGAACACCAUGUCCCACCGCUUUGGGCGUGAUGGUCCCCUUGACGGAAUCACCAACCUCCGCUCCCUGUUCUCACUGGGCCUCAACUCCGAUGACAUGGUCUUUGUCAUCGAGAAAGCUUCUGGUAUCAGAAAAGCGUUGGGCCCCGUGCGCACUGGCACGAUUCGGUUUGACGUGACCAAAGUUCUGAAGGCCAUUCUCGUUCGCAGGGACUACAUGGUGCAUUUGCGUAACCAGUUUCCCAACAUGGCUAGCUACAUGCAUGACCACGGAACGUUGGCAUGGUACACACGAACCUUCGGUCUGAACAGUCUCGGGGAAAAGGAUGGCCAAAGAGUUGAAGAGCAAGAUGAAGAGGAGAAUGAGCAGGACCAGCAAACACAGGCCAGUAGCUUUAUGUCCCUGAAACCCUUGGUCACCUUCGUGGAGAGAAUGAUGAGGGGGACCUAUGAUAUCGCGCUGUGCAAGCUGUCAGGGGAUUCGAUUGCAGGGAAAUCAUUGAACCUUGGGUCCCAGGAUGACAACAUGAAGAGCAUCAUCAGUGACAUCUCCGCGAAGUAUGCCUUGGACUUCCCCGCCCCCAAGGAGAAUGCCCAUGAAGCUCGCAUCACACAUGCUGACGGCAUGGAGGUGAUCAAAUCGACGGUGCAGGACAAGGCAGACUAUGAGAUCGAGUUGGACAAGUACCUCAAGGCCUCUGCGGAAAACGAAACCCAGCAAAUCAAGGAGUACAUCAUGUCCAGGAUCGCCUUUGUCAUCGACGACCUGACCGACGACUUGCCAAGCAAAAUCGCAAAGCAGGGCCUGGCAAAGGAGAGCAAGAGAAAGAUGUGCAUCUACUCUACAGAGCUUGAUGGCCCUGUGGCAUGGCAGCAGAUCAAGGCACGCAGGUUGAACCCAUUUGGGGGAACUGGUCCUGGAGUCUCCAAGACCCGGGUUGAACGUGCAGUGAACAUUUAUGAGGAGAUUCAUCGUGCUGAGCGUGACGCGGAGUUGCAGGACAAGUCCUUGUUGAUCAUGACAUGCAAGUCGGCCCUGGACGUCGUGAAAAAUGAGCUUGGCAAACUGACGGGUGCCAAGAAGCAUGCCUUGACAGUGGCCACCAUCGAACCGAAUGCCACUGACUCCCUCCAAAGGUUCAAGCGUGGGAGGAGGGCAUUUGGGAGCAAGAUUGAGGAUCGUUUCGUUGCUUGCUCAGUGUCUGCCAUCUCCAGCGCGCACUGUGGUGCCAUGCAGUUUCUUGAGGGAGGGGACACCUAUUUCACCAAGUGGCCAGUGAGAUUGAUCCCUGAGAAUGAUAUGACCCCGGACCGGGACGACUCCGAAGACUGCCAUGGGUCAAACGAUGCAAUGGACUUGAACAUGAAUGACAAGAACGUGGUUGCCUUUCCGCAUGAACACCAUUGGACUUUGACGCAGGAGUUCUUGGCGGUCUUCGGCGGCCCGGGCAGUGUCACUUUGAUCGACAUGACCCCAGGCUCUGGUGCAAAGCUCCUCGGAGUGCUCCUCUCCAAUGGCAGGGGAAUCGGGGUUGCCCGCACUGCAGCACACUGCAAAUGGAUGAUGGAGAAUCUGAUUGGAUGGACUCGGCAGAAGCGCCUGGUGCCAAUUACCCAAUUGGUGAAGCCAGACAGCCUGGUGCAGUAUGAGAAGCAGAACAAGCCAGCGCCAGCACCCAUCCCGAAGAACAGCCCGCAGCCGAAGGCAGUGAUGAACACGCCGCAGACCCCGAACCCGUCUCCAUCACCGAGCACACCUGCAGUGCCGAAAUCAGCUGGUAGCAAUGGUGGUGGGCCUUCUCCUCCUGUCAAGCCGACCGGCUUGCUGGAAGCCUUUGGCAAGACCAUCCUCAAGGGCAAGGUCGUGGAGGAAUCUCUUGCCCGCAUGACCUCAUGGAACUUGCGGUCAUUUCGACGACAGCCAUGGUCCCUAGUCAAGAAGGAAAGGAACAAGAACCGAAUCAUCCGCAAGAUAGCUUGUGACUGGGCAGAGGCAAAUGCCAACAAACCUCUGUGGGACAACUUCACAGUGGGUGACCUAGCAAGGUGGCUGGAGAGAAUGCGACAGGGUGGGACUUGGGGAGACACAGCCAUGCUUCAUUGUCUUGGCUGCGCUUUUGGCAUUGACAUUUGUGUUUUGAUCCAUGGCCAGCCCGACCCUGCUUUUGUUGGAGCUUCCUGUUGUGGCCUUGAGGAUGCUGAGAUGAUCAUGGUUGCUUUGAGCAACGACUACCAUUUCUGGGGAUUGGAGCGGGAUCCUUCCUGCGAAGACGACCAAGAGGGACCAGAUCAAGACGUCGCAGAGUAUCCAUGCACUGACCGCAUUGCAGAGAUCUGGAAUGAAGACUCUGUGUCAAACCAGUUAACUUUAAUUCAAUGCCUGCAGGAAUGGGACCCUUGGGCAGUACCAACGGCAACUUUGAUCGAGAACUUCGAGAAGAUCUCAAGCCUGGGCCCUUUGGAUCCUGGAGCUGCCAUGUUUAACGCCCGGCAGUUUGCAUUCUACCAGCUGACACGUGAGCAGCAUGCUUAUGAGGAGUUGAGCCGGGAGAAGCGCUACCAGAAAGCAGAGGCUGCUCUGCGGUCUUGUAACUACCUGCUGACCAAGAGCUCCAGGAAGUUUCCUGCCAUCGCUCACAUGACUCGUUCUGGCUACGAGAACAAUGGUUUCACCUUCCUGGGAGUGACUGUGUGUCAGCGUGCCUUUCAAAUCCUGACUGGGAUCCCAACUGGCACGAUUCAACAAGCCAGGGAUGCUGCUCGUUCGAAUGCAGUCACUGCUUUGACAAAGAAAGAGUUGGGCAUGUGGGCCACCAUUCGCAAUUCUGCCAAAGCUCCUCGCUACUUGGAUGCUCGGUCAUGGCUCGAAGUCCACGCGGAGAAGUAUGCGGAAGCAAAUCCCAUGACCGGCCAAAUGGUGUUGCCGUUUGGACGGAAGUCUGACUACUACCACAUGUACUGUUGGGAGCGCUCUCAGGAAGUGCUGAGCCAUUUGGAUGGGGAGUAUGCUUCCCAACAAACAUUUCUCCAAGCAUGGCGAUGUGAACCUCAGUUCUUGUUGGCCCCCUCUUGCUCCACAUGCUGUCCAUGUCUUUUUGUGUACCUGGUCAUGGAUACUUCACAUGCUGUGGCACCAAUGUUUCAUGUUCCCCUCAUGAUCUCCCUGCCCCAGGAAUGCUUCCAUGUUGUCAUUGCCUCACGCACCAGUAUGUUUGUGGCCUGCCAAGUGUGCAAGUUCCUGCAGGGCAUGAUUGCAUCCACAUCUAGGCAGCAUUCUGAAGUGCUUGAUGCUCUGAAGCUUCGUCUUGGGAGGCAUUAUGCUUUCCAAGCAAGCCAGCGCUUGGCUGACGAACGUCUCAUGGAGCAGGCACGUCGGUCAGACAAUGCCGAGUGGUAG
Molecule: messenger RNA, 4344 nt
Organism: Cladocopium goreaui
Lineage: Eukaryota; Dinophyceae; Suessiales; Symbiodiniaceae
Source: the annotation of a GenBank genome assembly